Messenger RNA from Odobenus rosmarus divergens (Pacific walrus), 1327 nucleotides. RefSeq lists its product as uncharacterized. The transcript is spliced from 4 exons. The record is from RefSeq and is a predicted model, not a curated record. The coding region runs from base 1 to 843 and encodes 280 amino acids. Lineage: Eukaryota; Metazoa; Chordata; Mammalia; Carnivora; Odobenidae.
AUGGUUCUCGGUGAAGAAGCCCUGGGAAAGAUGGCUCUUUUACGAAAACGAGGUCCUCGGCACGUGGCCUGGAGUGGGAGAGGGAAGGUGCGUGGAAUGUCACGGCUCGGCACGAGGAAGGACAAGGCCGCGGUCCCCGCGGUGGAGAAGCCGCUAGGACCGCAGUGGUUCUGGGAUGGGGGGCAGCUGGGGGUAAGGAAGGCGGAAGGGGAGGGAGGCUGGGGCCUGCGUGAGGGCGCCACUGGGCGGGACAGCCCGCGGAAGGCCCGGCCCCUUCCGGGUGGGACACGCCCUGAGAAGGCAGUUCGGUCGGAGGCGGACCGACUCAGGGGCUUUCGUGAGCAGGUGGCAUUCCCUCUCAACCAGGUGCUGCGCCAGCUCGUUCCCACCCCUGCCACGGACAGGCAGACAGAGCUGCACGUGGUUCCGCCACGGGAACGAGUCCCCAGCACUGCGCGGCCGCCGGAGUGUUCGCGGCCGGUUAACGGAGAAGCAGCCCCCGGGGAAGCUGUCAACACCAGCAUCCGCAGGACCAAGCAGCAGCACACGGCGGACUCCGGGUUGCUCCAGGGCAGCCUCCCUCUCGUCAGCACCGUCACCACCACGGCAGCGGUCUGCCACUGGAUCACUUUCAUCAACCCGCCUCCCUUGUCUAUCCAAAUCCAAAGAAUUCCUCUGGCAAAUGUGCCCAUACCUGUUCAAUGUGAAUGCCCACCAUUUGGGUUAUUACAUUGUCUGAACAAAAACGCUGGAUUAUUAAUGAAAAUAAAGUGCCUGGGUAUGGAUUUGUCCAUCUUGCAAAAACUUUCUAAUGCACCAACAAAUCAUCUGAGCGCUGCUUAGUGCCGUGAUGUGAACAGAGUGCAGUCACAAAAUAAUCCGUCGUACACCCACAUUUAAUAAAGGCCCCGAAUUUAGGUCAGACUUCAAUUACUUUAAAAAAGAAGCAAACAAAUAACCUCACACUCAUUUUCAAAGACGCACUUUUGAUCUUGCUUCACCCCCCGCGAUGAUGGCCCUUCUGAGCCCUUGUGAGCAGACACCCUGACCCCUCAAAUCUAGGAGGAGAGGACAGGGGGAGGCAGCCGGGGUUCCAGUGAUUAAUGAUGGCAAAUGAAUCGUUGUGUGUUUAACUAUGAUUAUCUGACUCUUUGCCCUCUUGGAUCUGGAUGCACUUUCCAGCUGCGGACAUGGACAGACUGACUUCUGCUCUGCGGCUGUCUUGCUCUCCCCUAUCUUCCCCACUCAGUAGCUGCAGACCUCGCGAAGCAGGCUCCUUAACAUUCUCGAGGAGCCGAGACUGGAACCGCAUCAACAGAGACAUCCC